This is a messenger RNA of Cucurbitaria berberidis CBS 394.84, 867 nucleotides long. RefSeq lists its product as uncharacterized. The transcript is spliced from 3 exons. The coding region runs from base 174 to 458 and encodes 94 amino acids. NCBI's taxonomy places the organism in Eukaryota, Fungi, Ascomycota, Dothideomycetes, Pleosporales, Cucurbitariaceae. The record is from RefSeq and is a predicted model, not a curated record.
GCGCAACAUUGGGUCUUCAUACUUCAACAUUUCCAACUCGCGAGAGAUCGGAGGUUGCUAUUUCCUCUUCUUAUUCCACUUCAGCGUGUCUUCUUCUACCAUAUCGCAUUAAUCCGCCCAUCCGCGCUACCCCGCUGUUUACUUCAGAACCCGCCCCACUACGUCACAACGAGAUGGGCGCAUUGAAUCUACUUCCUUUAGUGGUCCUAUUCGCAGUCGUCGGAGGCGUAGGGUGGGUCUGCUAUCAGGUCUUCCUUUACUCGAACGAACUCGCGGAGCGCGGCGUAAAGAAAAUGGAGAAGAAGAACGUCUUAUUCACAAAGGAUGGCGCAAAGGUCGGAGUGAAGGAGGUGAGCGCAGAGGCAUAUGCGGACAAGACACAGAGGGCUUUCGUUAAAACGUGGAAUGCUGCGCAGGAUGGGUCACCAGCUUCAUCUACUCGAUCGCGGACUAAGUAGAGACGAUGAUACGAUGCGGAACGAGAAUUCCAUUCGAGCGAGUGCAUUGGACAUUUCUUCUUAUCUUGGCUUAAGGGCGUGGGAUAUCAUCAGCAAAUCGAGCGACAGGCAAGAUGAUCUAGCUAAUUGAUCACGGCAGGUAACUAGGGCUUGCUAUAUAAUCACAGUUUGCGAUUCUAGUCGGCUUUAAGGCAGGAUACUAGUAACGGUGCAAUCAAAACACGAGGCAUCUAGUCGGUCGGACAACAACCAACACCUUUCAUGUAAUCAUACUCCCAAAGGCGGCAAAUUGCCUCUUGUAGUCAUGUUCAGCGACUAGCCCAACGGCCCGUGCUUCCUGCCCAGUGUUAACACAAAGCUGCGAACUAUAUUUACAAAAGAGCUCGUAUUUAGUAGCUGACUAGUGUGG